GUGUCAUUCCAAACGCCGUCAAGCACGGACGUGCCACGCGCUAGCCAAUUACAGGCCACGUGUUUUUGUGAGUAAAUAAACCAGUGAUUUUAUUUGUGUAUCGACUUUUAUUGUGAUGUGCGUUGGAUUAUCGGAUUUUGAAACCUGUGUGAGACUUGAAGAACAGUAUUAUAUAGUAUUAUAAAAGUGAUAACUUUUGUGUUUUUAGCAGUAUUAGAUGGACAUAAAUGUGAUCAAAAUGUGGGAAAGUGCAAGUGGAUACAGUUAGUGAAGAUGACAGUGAGGUGACCGCGGAGCCAGCCAUUGUGGCUGCCGUGAAUGACACUCGGAAACAUUCCUCUAUUAAAAAUUGUGAGCCAGGGCCCGCAGGAUAAAAGCAAGGAUAUUUGCAAAAUGACCAAGGGCCCUCGCAAAGUGAAACUAGUCAUUGUAGUCAACAAUAAAAAAGACCCGCCAACGUUCAAGACCCUCACGCCGACGUCUCGCACACAGUUGAAGCAACAGUUGAUGCGAGAGCAUGCGCAGGAGCAACUUAGAAGAGAAUCUUUACAGGCACAGCAAGCAGGGCAGUCCAAAGACAAUGAAGAUAAGAAGAAGUCCGCACCGGCGGAGGUGCCGCGGAUCGCGCCUCUCGUCGAUCUACCUCCACAAGUUUUACAGGUCCGAACAGUUCUGGAAAACCCCACCAGGUAUCACGUGAUCCAGAAACAGAAGAGCCAGGUGCGGCAGUACCUCAGUGAAUCCUUUCAACCGACAACACAGAGCAAUGGUCGGGGCGCGCCGGUGCAGUCGGCGCCGGAGCUGGGCAGCCGGACGCCCGGCUCGCCGGACCGGGCCUCGUGCUCCAGCCUCCUCAGCCCGGGGCUCUCCCGGGGCACCAACAACUCUGAGGCGGACGAGUUCCUGGACGACAUCCUGUCGCUGGACGCGGGCGCGGGUAUGUCGUCGGGGCCCGCGUCGGCCGCCAGCUCCGUGGCCGGCGACUGUCUGUCCGGGGACGCUGACGUCACAGCCCUCGCCAAGGACCGCCAGAAGAAGGACAACCACAACAUGAUCGAGCGUCGUCGCCGGUUCAACAUAAAUGACAGAAUCAAAGAGCUUGGGACGUUACUCCCUAAAACCAACGACCCGUUCUAUGAAGUCAUCCGGGACGUAAGGCCGAACAAGGGGACGAUCCUCAAGAGCAGCGUGGACUAUAUCAAAUGUUUAAGGGAUGAAGUAAAUAGGUUGAAACAAAGCGAACAGAGGAGAAAACAAAUUGAACUCCACAAUAGGAAGUUAAUGCUUAGAAUACAGGAAUUAGAACGCCUAGCGCGACUACACGGUUUGCCCGUGACGGACGACGGCUGGGCGUCGCCGCACGCUGACGACAGCGGGGUGGAGACCGCCGGCUCCGAGUGUCAUCCUUCCCCUAAACAUGCUCCGGAGCUGUCCUUACCCAAAUUGGAACCAACGUCGUUUAUGGAGCUAGAAAAGGACGUGGUGCUGCCGGAGCUGCUGCGUCCCGCGGCCGACUGUCUCGACGCGCUCGACGGGUUAAAACUCGGUUCGUGUUCGCCGCUGAGCCGCGACGAAGGCCUGUCGCUGGGCGUCCUGGAGCCCGACCUGUGCUUGGAUCCAGUUCCUGAACAUCCGCUAUUUAACCACAAGGAUAUUAAGAUGCGGCUGUCGCCGUCGCCGGCGCUGCUGGGCGAGGACGGUGCCGCCGCGCUCAACCUCGCGCAGAUCGAGGACCUCAUGGAUGACGACUCCCACAACCCUGUCACUGCCGGCGACCCCAUGCUGUGCUCGUCUCCGACGUCGCAGCUGAGCCUGAGCUCAGUUGUGGCUGAGUGCGACUCCAGCUUGCAACAUAUGCUGAAUGUGGACUCACAGUACAUGCACCAUAAUACAGAAUCGUCCCCACUACUGUCAGACGUGUCACUGUCUUGUCUGCCGCCGCUGCUGCUGCACGGACACCACCACGCACCGCAUUCGCGCUCUCAUCACAAACAGACUUGCUUCAACAUGGACCUCGAGUGCUAGUGCAGUGCCACUGUACUGAACACAUAGGCUGAAACAAAAUGGCCGCCGUCACAUGUUUUAUUGACCGAGCGAGCGAGGACUAACAUUCUACUUGGGGCAAAAAUAUUUUUUUUGUAUGUGAUGUUUGUAAUGUUUGAUGCGAUAACUUUCGAACCGUUGGUCCGAUUUUGUUGAAUUUUAAAAGGUGUGUAUAUGUGUAGGAUAUGCCAAUAGAAUUUUUAAGUUCGUGGGGCAUCAAAAUCGGUUCGGUCGUUAUUGAAAUAUUCAAAAUUCCGUAAAGAUAUAUUGUGUUCGCGAGGACUAAGUUCGCGGCGAACACCUGAGUUAGAGACAAAAGUGUUAUAUAAAUGAUUUUUUGUGGUUAUUUAUCUAUGAGUAAUAAAGAAUUUUCAAUUAAACUAAUAACUACGAAAAUCACUUUAUGUAACACUUUUAUCUCUAAUCCCGCGCUGACGGCCACCAUUUUGGUUCGAUUUGUGUGCCGUGUUUACUAUAGGGGCUAGUGUUAGCGAACAAUCGAAAAAGAUCCAUAUUAUCGAUAUCGAUAGCUAUUUUGGAGCAAUACUAAUAUAGUCUAAUCGUCAGUCAUCAAUCGUUCAAUAGCGAUAGUGUUGUUCUUUAUUAAUAGUUUUGCACCAAAACCGGCUAUCGAUAUUGUAGGAUUGCUUUUUCUCAAACCAUCGAUAGUUGUCGAUAGGGCCUACCAUGAGACAUAUAAAUACGUAGCACAUCAUUGAAAUUCUCUCUUGUUUUACCCGACGCGUGCACGAUAUGGGAAAAAGACAGGAUCAUGUGGGGGUUAGUAACGUGCUACGCUGUGUGUUUCGUGUUGGACUUUCUGGUAUGCUAUAUGAACCUAAAGUUUAUUUUUCCAGAUAUUCUCAGUCUCUUAAGUAAGGAUUUUGUUUUUGUAUAAUGCCGACUACACACUAUCGGCGAAAUCAGUCUGUCGACUCGAUAUUGCGUAGUAUGUGUCUUUUUUAACUCAACUAAAAACUAGCCAUGUACGUUAAAAUUCACAGAGCCGGCAUAAGAUUUGCUUGCAUAAAAUAAUUCUUUAUUCAUUAUUUACUAGAUCAAUUUAUCGCUAACAUUAUCCCAAGAGAUAUUUUCGGUGGAACUUUUGGUUCAUAAAGUGUCGCCACCUAGUGGAAUAAAGCUAUAGUAUACAGCGCCAUCUAUUGUUGAAUAGUAGAAGUUAACAUUAUAUUAUUCCGCUGUUCAGAUCAAUUUUGUUCAAAGUCAAAACAAUCUAUAAAAAUGUUAUGUAUUAUGAAAACUAAAAUAUAUUAUUGUUAUUAUAUUUAUACCGAGAAAACUUUAUUUCAUUAACUUUGCCCAGAAAUGUAAGCUGUAUAAACAAAAGUUCGUAAUAGUACAUAAAGUAAGAAAUAGAUGGCGCAAAGUCGAAUAAAAAUUUUCAUACAAAAAGAUCAACUUCUUUCAUUGUUUACGAGAUCUCUAGAGGUAUAUGAUCGUUCAUAAGACGCAUGAGUGUGAGGCACGUACUUCGAAUAAGAUUCUCAAUGUAUUGAGUAAUGCCUGGGCAAAAAGUGCAAAAUGAAUAAGUUGUAUCAAAUUUAAUGAUAUUAUAAAUAUUAAGAGUAAAUUAGCGACCAGACUCAUCAUCCCUCGAUCGACACACAUUAAUUUAUAUUGUAAUAAUACUUACAAAUUCGAAAGUAAGUUUAUUUCUUACCCCUUUACGCAUUAUCUGUUCAACCAAUGAAUGUUUUCGUCCAUGUGAAACAUUUGUAAAACAUACCUUUCAUCCCAAAAAAAAAACUGUUCUCGUGAGAAAUUCACGCGUAAUGAGCCGCGGGCUAAAGCUAGAUUUCUAUUCCAGUCAGCUUCAAUAUUUUUCCGCUUAUAUUGUUAUAUUUCAACCAAUUUACACUAAAUUCUUAAUUAAUUUCAUCGAAAUUGGUCCAGUUUUUGAUAAAAUAUGAUGGUGUCAUUGUUAGUAGUACACAACAUACACUUUUUAGAUCUAUUCAGGUUUUUUUUUCCUCAUAUUUUUUGCACUUUUUGUCCCAAAUUAGUGUGUAUCCUCGAGUAAUGAUUCCGUAUUUUGUAUAACGUGUGCUUAGUAUUAUAAUGUGGUGUUACUGCUGCUGCAAAGAAUUCUAGUUAUAAUGUGUUCAUUAUUAACUUGUAGCACAUAUGUGAAAUAUCACAUUUUAUAUGUUUAUAUAAAUGAUUUUAAACUGAUUCAAGACUAUCGUUGUUAUAUGAUCAGCAAUAAUUUUUUGUGUCAAUGUGACUAUGAUAAAGGACGCCAAAAUCCUUUUUUUAUUUGAUACUAUAAAAUAUUACACGACUGUCAGACUUAGUAUAUUUUUGAAAUAAAUUAGUAUAUUUUUUGUAUAAUAACUCAAAUACCCAUCUAUACAUAUGACAAAAUGGUAAGUGGGCUAUGUCUGUACAUCUGAGUAUAUGGUGGGUCGUUAUGGACUAAUAGAAGCCAAAACAUUUUUUUUAUUGUUUGUUCGCGCAUCACGCAAAAGCUGCUGAAUGGAUUUUCUUGCGGUUUUAAUACUUGUAUAGCAAAUUGUCUAACUUAAAGUCUGGUAUAGUUUUCAUCGCGAUGAGUUGCUUAGAACCCGAGACAUUGACAAAAAUAAGUAAAAAUAUGUUAAUGUAUAAAACAGAAAAAAGUACGCUUUUUUUGGCAGUCGUGUUAAAACUUAAGAUCAUAGCUGAAAAUAAUGUUUGAUAAAUGAACAAUAAUCCCAGUAGAAAGCCAAAGAAACUUGCAUAAAAUUACAACACACAACAUCUUUAACACAGGAUAAGGCCCAAUUUCGCCUCUCACUCACACUAUACUGCCGUCUCAUCAUGAAAAGAGUUUUAUUUUCUGAGGCAUACAUUUACAUUUAGUAAAUUAGACGGCGGUGUGUUACCGAACGUGAAAGGUAUAUAUAUUCAGAUAUGUCUUUGAUAUCGUUUCAUACAAAAUUAUAAUUAAAAACCCGGGUCGUUAUCCUUUUUUCCGUCUUCUAUAGAAAUGGACUUUAAAAGACCAUUUAAUUUAAUAACAAAUCGUGAUAAUGGCGUUACCCGCAAAUUUUCAGAAUGCACUUGCAUAUAUUGCAUCUGUGUGAGGUUAUGUUGUUGUGCAACAUAUAUACGUAUUUUAGAAGUACUUUGGUGCUCUUUUAAAGAGGUUGUUUAUUAUAAAUAAUUAGAUAAAUUUUCAUGAAUAAAUAGAAAAUUCAGAAUAUGUACAGUUUUUGUUAUAUAUUUAGAACUUUUUAACUACACAAACGAAAACAAAUAAGAAUAAUUUUGAAUUAAUUGGUGCUCCUUUAAAAGCUUUACCCACAAUUCAAACAUAUAUGUAUACAUAGUAAAAAAAAUUGUAUAUCAAAACAAAUAUUCGAAAAAACAUUAUUUAUUUUAAGUAGAUCUUAACAUAACAUGUUAAAUAUGUUGAAAAAAUAUUGUUCCUUACUAUAUGUGUUGUUAUAUAUAUAUAAUAAUUAUAUACAAACUGGUAUAUAAAGAUGGACCACAAUUUUAUACAUUAUAUAAAUGUGAUAAAGUAUAUUUUUAGAUGAUUGUUUACGGAAUCUUGUCUUUUGUAUAAUAAAAAGCAUUCAAAGUGCCUUGCUUAUAGAUAAAACCUUAGGGUGUGAUUACACUAUGCAUAUCAGCAAAAAAAAUGUUUUAUAGUAUAACAGCUAGAUCGUUUUGUAGCGAAUUUUGUUAUGAAAAGUUUUAGACAUUCCUGCAAAAAUUCUUGCGCGACGCGAAGCGGAGCGCUGUUAGCAAGCCAUUACUAGUAUAAUAUUUAGAGCGAGAGUGCUAAAAUUUUUAUAAUAUGACUCGGCAAAUAUACUUGAUUAAUAUGUUAACUAUGUUAAUAUAUUAUUUUAUACAUAUUAUAUUGCAUCUAGCAUUUGCUUUAUUCAAUUUAUUUGCUGAUAACCCUAAGUUUGUUUAAAUUAAAUUGUAAAUAUGUUUGUUGAUAACACUGGUUAAGAUGACAUGCAUUGUUAAGUUUGCUAUGAAUUUAUAGGACGCUGUUUCACAACGGUUGUUGAUCUAGACAAAUUAUUAAUUAUCAACUUGUUACUAAGCUAAUUUCGGCAAAGAUGACGCGUUUUAUUUCGAUGUGGGACAUAUAUAUAUAUAUAUAUAUAUAUAUAUAUUUAAAUAUUAAAAUCUAAAUGGGGAAAAUAAAUCGUCUUCUUAAAAAGUCGGUAACGCAUUAGUGACUCUUAUACGGUUACUGGUGUCCAUGGACUGCGGUACAUGCUUGCCAUCAGGCAACCUGCAUGUAUGGGUCUACUAUAAAAAAAAAAAAGAAUCAUGAUAAUAUUUAAACAUUUUUUUUUAGAAAUUGGCAGCCUAUACUAUCAAAGUUGAUCACUCAAUGAAUUUAUUUCAAUAAAUAAUUUAUAGAACAAAUAUAAUUUAACACAAUUUUAGUUGUUAAUCAGUGAGUCUUGUAUGUUGUUUUUUGUUUUAGUUAAUUAGAAUAUUUUGUUAUGAGUUGCAGGCCUGAAUGGCAUUGCUGAUUCGCUCGAUAUAUAUAAUUAAUAUAUAUUUUGAAAUAUAUUUAUGAUAGGCCUAUUCCAAUAAAAUGUCGCCCAUUAUACAAUCAAAUUACUUGAAUUCAAUAGUGAUAAUGUAUAAUAUUAUUGAAAAAUGUCCUUAAAUUUUUAUGUCGUAAUAAAAAGUCAGCAACAUAAUUAUUUUUUCCAACAAAAGUCGGGUAACAAUCUACAUUAAUUUAUUUGAGAGCAAAAAUGUGGCCUACAUUUUUGUGUUCAUUUAUUUUCUGGACGAACCUGAUCAAGUCUAUCUUACUCUUUUCUAGUAAUUCUCCAAAAGGUUGCCUGGAAGAGAUCGCUCACAUUGAUAAGGCCGCCUUUUGCACAUAAAAAUUUUAUUUUCAAGAUCGUAACUGUAUGUAUUGCUUUAAAAUAAAGGGUUUUGUAUUGUAUUCAAGUUGUAUGGCAGAAGGAAUUAUACUUCUUGACAUCCAGUGUGAGGCAAAACAUAUAAAAAUUCAGUAUUGUACAAUUAAUUAGUUUGCAUUUUGUUUUUAUACAUAGAUCAAUUUAAUUCACAAUGUAAAUAUUUUUUGAAAUGGUUUAUUAAUUAUGUGAAAAUGAUAUUUCAUAGAAACGUGAUAUUCCUUACUUAUAAAAAUAGUUUUGUAAGUAGAAUUAAAUAUCAUAUGAAUAUCAUAACUAUUCUUAAUAUAAUGUCUAUUUUCCAAUAAGUUUACAAAAACCAAGCUGAAGUAUAAAAAAGAUUUACAAAUACAUAUUUUAAGACGAUAUUGUCGCAACAAAAAAAAAUGUUGCUUAUAUUUAUUUUUAGAUGAUAUUUAAACAUUUAAAUUUUCGUUUUCGAGCGGAGCACAAACACAAGCUUACCAUGUUGCGAAUGUUAUUUAAUAUUGUAUGAGAUUAAAAUGUUGAAGUACAAAAAAGUAAAUAAUUGAAACGAGA
Messenger RNA from Plodia interpunctella (Indianmeal moth), 7490 nucleotides. It is a transcript of the gene Mitf, whose product is annotated as mitf. The record is from RefSeq and is a predicted model, not a curated record. Gene Ontology annotation, biological process: regulation of transcription by RNA polymerase II. Gene Ontology annotation, molecular function: protein dimerization activity; RNA polymerase II cis-regulatory region sequence-specific DNA binding; DNA-binding transcription factor activity, RNA polymerase II-specific. Gene Ontology annotation, cellular component: nucleus. The transcript has 15 exons. NCBI's taxonomy places the organism in Eukaryota, Metazoa, Arthropoda, Insecta, Lepidoptera, Pyralidae. Bases 319 to 2025 code for a protein of 568 amino acids.